AUGGAUGAUCAUCUGAAUGAAAUGAUGAGAUUAUUAAAUGUUGAUUCAAAUAAUGUACGGAUUGUUGGUAUCCUUGGCAUGGGUGGUAUUGGCAAGAUAACUAUUGCCAAGUCCAUCUACAACAAGCUCCUUCAAGACUUUAAAAAUUGUUGUAGCUUCCUUGCAGAUGUUCGGGAAAAUGUUAAACAAUACAAAGAUAAAGGUAUUAUUGAUUUGCAGAACCAGCUUCUCAGCGACACUCUUAAACCGCACCCUCCCAUUACUAAUGUUAACCGUGGAAUCGACGCUAUCAAACAUCGAUUUCUCAAAAAGAAAGUUUUCAUUGUUCUUGACAAUGUGGAUGAAAAGUCUCAAUUUGAUUGGCUCGUGGGAAAUCGUGAUUGUUUUAGCCCAGGAACUAGGAUUAUAGUUACAACUAGAAACAAGCAUGUUUUAAAUAUUCUUGAUGCGGAUGAGACUUACGAACCUCCAUUUAUGAACCCAGACCAAUCUCUUCAACUUCUCAACAUUCAUGCUUUUCGGAAAAAGUUUCCUCCAAUAGACUUUGAUAGUAUCUCUAGAGAGGUGGUAUCAGUUACUGCAGGGCUUCCUCUAGCUCUUGAGGUUAUAGGUUCAUUUCUAUCUGACAAGCCAAAAACAGUAUGGGAAAAUACAUUGAAGAAGUUGAAGAAAAUACCAAAUCAUAAAGUUCAGGAAAAAUUGAGAGAAGGUGGAUCUAUUCAACGUACUCCUUUGUUUGAUGGUGAUAACUAUGCUUUUUGGAAACCUAACAUGAUAGCUUUUCUUAUGACUCAAGUCACAAAGGAUGGUGUUAUCAUUGAAAAGGAAGAGUCUGAGUGGACUCAAGCUGAGAAUAAUGCUCAAGAAGGAAACAUAAAAGCUUUGUUUUCUUUAUUCAAAUAUGUUGUCCAAUCUGAGUUAGCUCGUAUUGCUCAUUGUAAAAUUGCAAAGGAGGCAUGGGAUAUACUUCCACUUACCCAUGAGGGUACAGAUGAAGUCAAAUCUUCAAAGAUUGAGAUGCUUGUGUUUUAA
Cornus florida is the source of this 1032-nucleotide messenger RNA. Its product is annotated as disease resistance protein RUN1-like. Gene Ontology annotation, biological process: defense response. NCBI's taxonomy places the organism in Eukaryota, Viridiplantae, Streptophyta, Magnoliopsida, Cornales, Cornaceae. The coding region runs from base 1 to 1032 and encodes 343 amino acids. Gene Ontology annotation, molecular function: ADP binding. The record is from RefSeq and is a predicted model, not a curated record. The transcript has 3 exons.